Messenger RNA from Eimeria maxima, 1584 nucleotides. RefSeq names its product MA3 domain protein, putative. Lineage: Eukaryota; Apicomplexa; Conoidasida; Eucoccidiorida; Eimeriidae. Bases 1 to 1584 code for a protein of 527 amino acids. The transcript is spliced from 10 exons. Gene Ontology annotation, biological process: negative regulation of DNA-templated transcription. The record is from RefSeq and is a predicted model, not a curated record.
AUGGCGGACAAGCUGCUGAACCGGAAAGGGGAUAUGAUUCGCGACCAGCUGGAGUGCAAGCCUGUCCCCAUGGACACGAACGACCCGAUGUACGACAGCGAAACAGAAGACGACAACUGCUUCUACCAAGUAAUUGAAGUAGCGGCGUGCGACUAUCGCUCCACGAUAAACAACCAGAGCUGCUUUUCUGUGUCACGAGAGCCUGGUGCACUUGUACGUCCACCUAAGACAGCGGAGGAGUUCCGCGCUGCCGUUGAUGAGACGCUCAAAGCUUUCUUUGCCUGUGCGGAUUCGGUCGACCUAGCCGCCCGGCUUCAAGCCCUAGACUGUCGAUGUUAUCACGACGCUUUUGUCGUUUACGCUGUUCGCGCCUCCCUUGAUAGGAGCACAGAAGACCAACGGCGAAUGAGCGCAGAAUUUGCACUUCUUGCUGAUAAGGGUCUUCUUACGAGGCAGCAGCUCUGCAGGGCAUUCGAAAAGCUUGUGCAGAGUGCAGAUGACAUUGAACUUGACGUGCCGGACGUGGCUAGCCGAUUGUUUGCCUUCAUAGAAUGCGCUUUGCUUGACAACUGCAUCGGCGCCGAUGUUCUCAGCCGUUUGCCCACCUCAUUUGUUUCAAAGCUCGACCCGGCUGUUGUAGCAAGCAACAUCGUCGUGCAGGCUGCCGUGCGCCAGAUGCAAGAAUUUAAAGCUGCCCUUUCUGAAUUCUUGGAGGACGUUUUCGAAAGUGAAGGCGUGCAGGAGGCGGAGCUUUUCCUUCAGGCUCAGGACAAACCACUUUGCCAGCAUGAAUUUGUUGCGAAGCUCGUUGUGGCUUCUUAUUCUAGGGGUUCUAGGGACAGAGAGCUCGCUAGCAACAUUUUGGACCGGCUUUACGGGAAGACAUUGAAGCCUGACGACUUGCAGGUGGGAUUCUCUCGUCUGGUUGGAGCAGUUGAUGACCUUGCAUUGGACGUCCCCCAGGCACAUGACUUCCUGACAAAGAGUUUGGCACGGGCCGUUGUGGACGAACUGUUGCCUCCAGCGUUCUUGGGGGACCGUUAUAGGCUUCACUUCGGGGGGAGUGGAGGCAUGCAAGUCCUAAAGAGGGCACAAAAGUGGCUUUGCGAGCAACCAGGGAAGGCCGCGAGUGAACGCUUUAGAAAGAUAUGGACAGGAACCGACCCAACCAUGAGGGAAGCGCGUAUUUUCAAGCAUGAACUGAAAGCAUGCAUCCGCAAGUAUCUCGAUACGCUCGAUGCCGCCGAAGCCGCAAAGGCAAUCAUAGAUAUGAACCUAGCGCCAGACCAGGAUUCAGAGGUUGUCCGCAAGGCCUAUAUUUUUUCAAUGGAGCGAUCGAAGGACCCAGAGCAGGCAGCAAAAGCUGUAGUGGGGCUGCUCGAGCAAUUACGUGCUCUAGGCGAGCUUGACCAGGAAUGUAUCAUCCAAGGCCUGGCACAAAUCAAGGACCUCCUCCCCGACAUCGAGUUGGACGUACCGAAUGCCCAGCAGAAGAUUUGCUAUAUGGUUGCUGCUUCUCGGAAUAAAGGGCUACUGCCUGCUGACUAUGUUUUUGCGGAAGAGGCAGUUGAAGAUGGGCAGUGA